GCAGCGCGGCGGUGCGGACUGCGCGGCCGAGCAGCGCGGCGCCCAGAGCGCGGGCCGCCCGCCGAGCCCCGCCAAGCCGAGUCCCAAGAGCCGGACCGGAGCGCCGGUCCCAGCGCCCGCAGCCAUGCCGGCCGGCCGCACCGCGCGCACCUGUGCGCUGCUCGCCCUUUGCCUCCUGGGCAGCGCGGCCCAGGAUUUCGGGCCGACGCGCUUCAUCUGCACUUCGGUGCCCGUGGACGCCGACAUGUGCGCCGCGUCCGUGGCCGCCGGCGGCGCGGAGGAGCUCCGGAGCAACGUGCUGCAGCUCCGCGAGACCGUGCUGCAGCAGAAGGAGACCAUCCUGAGCCAGAAGGAGACCAUUCGCGAGCUGACCACCAAGCUGGGCCGCUGCGAGAGCCAGAGCACGCUGGACGCGGGCGCCGGCGAGGCCCGGGCCGGCGGUGGCCGCAAGCAGCCCGGCUCGGGCAAGAACACCAUGGGCGACCUGUCCCGGACGCCGGCCGCCGAGACGCUCAGCCAACUCGGGCAAACUUUGCAGUCGCUCAAAACCCGCCUGGAGAACCUCGAGCAGUACAGCCGGCUCAAUUCCUCCAGCCAGACCAACAGCCUCAAGGAUCUGCUGCAGAGCAAGAUCGAUGACCUGGAGAGGCAGGUGCUGUCUCGGGUGAACACUCUGGAGGAGGGCAAGGGUGGCCCCAAGAACGACUCGGAGGAGAGGGUCAAGAUCGAGAGCGCCCUGACCUCCCUGCACCAGCGGAUCAGCGAGCUGGAGAAAGGUCAGAAGGACAACCGUCCCGGAGACAAGUUCCAGCUCACAUUCCCGCUGCGAACCAACUACAUGUACGCCAAGGUGAAGAAGAGCCUGCCGGAGAUGUACGCCUUCACCGUGUGCAUGUGGCUCAAGUCCAGCGCUGCCCCUGGGGUGGGCACGCCCUUCUCCUAUGCCGUGCCGGGCCAGGCGAACGAGCUGGUUCUCAUCGAGUGGGGCAACAAUCCCAUGGAGAUCCUCAUCAACGACAAGGUGGCCAAGCUGCCCUUUGUGAUCAAUGAUGGCCAGUGGCACCAUAUCUGCAUCACCUGGACUACUCGGGACGGGGUCUGGGAAGCCUACCAGGAUGGCACCCAGGGUGGCAAUGGCGAGAACCUGGCGCCCUAUCACCCCAUCAAGCCGCAGGGGGUGCUGGUGCUGGGCCAGGAGCAGGACACCCUGGGUGGCGGGUUCGACGCCACCCAAGCAUUCGUGGGUGAGCUGGCCCACUUCAACAUCUGGGACCGCAAGCUGACUCCCGGGGAGGUGUACAGCCUGGCCACCUGCAGCACCAAGGCCCUUUCUGGCAACGUCAUUGCCUGGGCCGAGUCCCACAUCGAGAUCUACGGGGGAGCCACCAAGUGGACAUUCGAAGCCUGUCGCCAGAUCAACUGAGGCUUCUGCCUCCGAGCCUCCCGCCCCUCGGGCCUGCCAGCCCACCUCCCCCCUGCUUGUGCGGUGAUGACCCUCUGGUGUCUUCUUCUCUCCCUCCCCCCAGGAGUGACUCGAGGCCCUCACCCGCGCACGCGCACGCACACGCACACAGCCCAGGCCGCCCUCCUGCCCAGGAGGAGGCCCCGCUUCCCUGGAGGAGUCCACGCCUGGUCUCAGGCCUGCCCCGCUCAUGCUCGCUCUCGGCUGCAGCUGCGACAUGGGGCCGGGCAGACGUAGGUGAGGAUGUGUGUGGGGGGGCGAGUGUGUGUCUCUGGGAGGGAGGCGCUUUCUUUCAGAAUGAGCUGUCUCCUUUCCUUCUUCCUCCGUGGUGUUGGGAAAUCUUGUGACUGGUCGAAUAGCUGUACUUGCCAACUCUGUGAGCUGCCCGCAGGCCUCGGGGCUGCGCGGCUUCCUCCGCACGCGCGUCUGUCUUUGCAAACCUUUUCCAGAGCCACCUCUCUCUCUACCGGGAAAAUAAAUGUCUUGUAGCAGUUGGUUCGAGGCCAGGGGGCCUCUCCACAGAGAAUUUCUCUUUCGUAGUAGGAGCGGAUUCUCUCUGACUGUGCCCUGGGGUGGCACCUUGUGCUCUCCGGUGGUGAGACAGGGAGAGGCUGCUGAGGGGCAGGGGGGUGCGGCUGGCCUCAGGAAGAGGGCAGUCUCCGCCCAGUGCCCAGGCAGCACCCCUGCGGGUGGCGUCUGAGGACGGUGCUGGGCCUGGGAGGCUGGUUUGCAUGCCCAGCUCUCUGGCUUUGGCCCAGGACCAGGUCUCCAGGCCACAGUCUUGCACCCUUUCGAGGGUGGGCUCCAUCCCUCCCUUUCAGCUGCCCGCUGGUGCCCCUGAGGGGGGGGGUGUCCCCCACAGCCCAGGAAGCCAGGCUUUCCCGGCCCCUCCCCUUUGAACUCUGCAGUGGAGACCAGGGGCAUCCGUGGGUCAGCUCAACAGCGGACCUUUUAGACAAGGUUACCCACAUUCUGAUUGAGACCCAGCCAGUUAGGACCAGUGACACUGAAACUGGACCAGUGGAUGAGAAGGUCUGAGCUAAUUUUGACAGCCAUAUUCCUCCCAUGCUCCCAGGCCCAGGUUGGCUGGCCGUGGUGAGUCCUCCACGGGGGCGGGGCCUCGGAAGGCCUCCCACGCCGAACUCCCCGGCCAGUGCUGGGGCCUGAAACCCACUCCCCCUUCUUUACAGGGCUCCAGUCCUGCAGCAGCCGCCAACCUGUCACCAGCUGGUGACACUGAGACACGACCAGUGUCCAGAACCUUGAACUUUAUUUUCCCCCCAUGAAAAGCACACAUACGUUUCCUUCUAGUCCUUCCGAGGCAAGGGGAAAUGCGUGUGUGUGCGUGCGUGCGCGCGCGCGUGUGCGUGUGUGUUUCUGUGUGUUUCUGUGUGUGGAGAGAAAGAGAGAGAGACGAAGACGGGCCAUGCCCCAGGUGGGCUCCCAGCUCUCUGUCGUAGCAUCUGGGGGUCACACGUCUCGAGGGCACCCUGGACUCUGUCACCAGGAGUCUAAUUAGCAAAAGGCUGGCAAGUCUUUCUAGAAAUUCUACCGCACUGCCUGGCUCAUCUACAGCUGCAGACAUUUCUUUGGGAGGAGCAGGUGUCCCUGUCUUCUCUUCUUCCAGGGGCACCUGUCUUCUCACACACAGGUCCCUGUUGCGUCGGAAACCUAGUGCAUCUGUGUGCGUCUGUGUUGGUGUCUCCGUGUUAGUGUCCACGUGGGUGUGUGCACAGUACCCGGUCACCGUCCUGUGACGCAUCGCUCUUGCUCAGCGGGUGCGGCUCGGGCGCCGCGCUGUGUGUCGUGGUUCAACAGUGGCUUUUUCUGAGACCCUUGUGCUUCGUCAGAGCCCGUCGGGUUGUGGCAUCUUUGGAUCUGCAGGGAUCUUCUCUGUUUGCAUGUUCCUCGGGGUGGCGCGUCCCUUGCUCCCUCGGUCUGAUGUGUGCCCCCUGCCUGCAUGAACUUCUGGUUCUGUGUUGUGUGCCCAGUGCCACCCAUCGUCCUGUAACCAUCCGCGUCGCUACUAAAAAUGGCUGGAGAAGCAAGCCAAGGGUGUCGGGGAGGUCAAGGGAGGGAUCAGCUUCCCCCUUCCUCCUCCCCACUCCGCAAACACACCAAGAAGUAUUUUUCACAUGUAGGUUGACAAGGAGCCUAAACAAAGCCCAUGAUUGGGACGGAGCGAGAGCUUGGAAUCACCCCUCUAGACCAGGUUGGCCCCACCCCUCACUUCAGCCCCCUCGCGGCUGUUGCUUAGGCGAGGCCCACAGGGGGCUGGGUGCUCUCCUGCCAGCACCCCACACCAGCCCCUGCCGAUCUAGCGGACCCCAGACCACCCCCCGCCCCCAGGCGGCCGUGGUGGGAGCUGUCCGUUCAGGACCACAAGCCAUCCUCUGCCCUAGCUAGAGACGGGCAGAGCAUACCCCAGACGCUUAUGCCUCUGUCCCUUUGGCCUCCUGCCCUGUUCACCUUCCUGGCCCUCCCCUGAUGCCCCCACGGUGCCAGGGACAGAAGCUGAUAUUCGGCUCCCUUCCCGCCCCUAGCUGGAGCCUGUGCCAAGCCCUUGACUCCCUCACUGUGUAAACACUUGGCACUCUGCCGGCCCCAAGGAAGGUUGAUGACACAGCCACAAAUCUAAUCCACGUAGUCUCCCAUCUCCUCCUUAAUCUGAUCGACGCUCCCUCUUGCACUGAAUAACACAUGCCUAUCUCAGGUAAGCCGUUUUAUAAAAUAAGAAGACACACAGCACUGCCGAGGCGGUGUUAGCUCUUGCUGAGCUGGUGUCCCACAGCUCCCUGGGUGUCCGAGGUGGGGGAGCUGCUGACGGAGGCUCUCCGGGCCCUCGGGGCUUAGAUCCCACUGGAAUCGUAAGCCUUCUUGCUUUUGAUAACACAGUAUUAUUUCUCUUACUGUAGAAGAAAAAGUUUAUUACCAAACAAGAGUAUUUUUAUGAAAGAAAAGGACAAACCUAUAAAAUUAAAUCAACCUCUGUCUCCCUGGAAAAUACUUUCAGGCUCCGCCAAAACGUAGGACUGAAAGCGUGUAUUUUGGAAGAAAGAGAUACAUUUUGUAUGCUUUCUUUUCCUUUUGUAGAUUCCCAGUUUAUUUUCUAAGACUGCAAAGAUCACUCUGUCACCAGCCCUGGGACCUGAGACCAAGGGGGUGUCUUGUGGGCAUGAGGUUCAGUCAUUCCAAUGAGCUCCAGAGAGGGGCCACCUGUACUCAAAGGUGUUGGGGGCCAGGAUGUGAAUUGGCCAUUUAUGGUGGACCCUUUGCCUCGGAGCUGACUUAAGUCAAGGACUUGAUGAUCAGUUCCAAUCCUGGUAGAAAGAACUAGGGUUAUGUGUUGGUAACACAAAGAGGAUAAUAUCCUUUAUAAUCUCACAACAACCAAAAUGUGGCUUGACACAGCCGUGGUUUCAUCUCUUAAAACACAGUGUGUAAAUUUAUCCAACUAAUGAUGGGAAAUGUGUCACUUCCAUGCACAGUGGACUUAAGUGCAAUUUGUUGAAGGGGAAUAAGUCAUUGAGAAAAAAAAAAAAGCCCAAUACUUAGAGUCCCAAUUUUGUCUUAUUUGCCAAAAAAAAAAAAAAAAAUCCAACAAAGCAAACCCCCUCCGGUUGAUAUUGUUAUAAUGUAUAUAUUGUAUAAUAUGAAAGAGAAUCGAUGUAUCUUACUUUUUCAUUAUUUGCUAACCAAAGCUGUACAUUUUUCAUAUGAUCUGCAGCCUUUUGGGUAUCAAAUGGGUCAAAACCAUGGGACCUGCCACCUCCCAUCAGCAAUUCUGGAAAUGCACUAUUUCUACUGGUAUUGCUUUUUUUUUCAUUUUCUUGCUGAAACGACAUGAAUUGUUGAGUUUAUUUUUACACAGUAAAGAGUGAAGAAAGAC
Molecule: messenger RNA, 5351 nt
Organism: Zalophus californianus (California sea lion)
Lineage: Eukaryota; Metazoa; Chordata; Mammalia; Carnivora; Otariidae
Gene: NPTX1
Product: neuronal pentraxin 1
Exons: 5
Coding region: 125-1423 (432 amino acids)
Biological process (GO): axonogenesis involved in innervation
Cellular component (GO): neuron projection; plasma membrane
Source: RefSeq, a predicted model, not a curated record